Messenger RNA from Sabethes cyaneus, 1980 nucleotides. Its product is annotated as CDK5RAP1-like protein. Gene Ontology annotation, biological process: tRNA modification; negative regulation of cyclin-dependent protein serine/threonine kinase activity. The record is from RefSeq and is a predicted model, not a curated record. Gene Ontology annotation, molecular function: 4 iron, 4 sulfur cluster binding; tRNA-2-methylthio-N(6)-dimethylallyladenosine(37) synthase activity. Gene Ontology annotation, cellular component: cytosol; mitochondrion. NCBI's taxonomy places the organism in Eukaryota, Metazoa, Arthropoda, Insecta, Diptera, Culicidae. The transcript is spliced from 4 exons. The coding region runs from base 197 to 1942 and encodes 581 amino acids.
CGAGCAGCAUAGCUGAUAGCUGAUCUGCAGAUUGUCCUCACUCUUAAAAAAGGCACACAUAGUUUUAAUCAGUGUAGCGGUCCAGCGGUAGUGUAAAAGCCUUUUGUUUGGAUAGUGACAUUGGCUCAUAAAAUGGCUGCUGCUAAUCGAGUUCCAAAAACAUCCUUUGCCUGAGUGUGGUUGUUAUUUUAGUGAGAUGAUAAAUAUGCUGAGGCAUGGCAUAUUUAAGGGAAUUCUACGGAGAGCAAAUCGUACAUGUUACUCCGUUGUUUGUCGACCAGCGAGUUCUCAAGGCAAUCAAAUCAGGCUUCCUGAAGGACCAACGCUUCAGGAUUUUAUUCAACAGUCGAAGCCCGACACUAAGCAGAUUCCCAAUGUUAAACAAAACGCGGAAUUGCCAUAUUUACCCAAGGAUGCAUCACUCGGCGGAGGUAAGAAAGUAUUCUUUGAAAUUUAUGGUUGUCAAAUGAAUACCAACGAUAUGGAAAUCGUGUGGUCGAUUUUGAAAGCUCACAAGUACCAGCGAGUUGGUAACAUAAAUGAUGCCGAUAUUGUACUGCUGGUUACCUGUGCAAUUAGGGAUGGAGCAGAAGGUACGGUUUGGAAUCGAUUGAAGCACUUGAGACAGAUGAGGGAUAAACGAGAAGAAUCAAAUAAACCUAUGCUGGUAGGCGUUUUGGGUUGCAUGGCGGAGCGUUUAAAGAAUCAGUUAAUCGAAAAAGAGCGAGCGGUUGAUGUAGUUGCAGGUCCUGAUAGUUAUAAAGAUCUACCUCGGCUGCUAUCUAUUGGGCAAACCGGCCAGAAAGCGAUAAAUGUGAUGCUCUCGAUGGAUGAGACUUAUGCAGACAUAAUUCCUCUCAAACUAGAUAAAAAAUCCAGAACCUCAUUCGUAUCUAUAAUGCGUGGUUGCGAUAAUAUGUGCGCUUUCUGUGUUGUUCCGUUCACACGGGGGAGGGAGCGAUCGAGGCCAAUAAGCUCGAUCAAAGAAGAAGUGCUUUAUCUCCAAGCUAAAGGAAUUAAGGAAGUUACACUUUUGGGUCAGAACGUAAAUAGUUACAGGGAUAUGAGUGGCAAUCAGGAAGGCAGCGAAAAGCAAGCCACCAUACUGGCAGACGGGUUUAAAACUGUAUACAAAACCAAAAUUGGCGGGCUCAGAUUUUCGGAGUUGUUGACCGAACUAGCUGAAACUGUGCCCGAUAUGAGAAUUAGGUUUACUUCACCACAUCCUAAAGAUUUUCCUAAAGAAGUACUGCAGACUAUAGCACGAUAUCCAAAUGUGUGCAGCAGUUUACAUUUGCCUGCUCAAUCGGGUAGCAAUACAGUGUUAGAACGCAUGCGACGUGGAUAUACUAGAGAAGCAUAUCUUAGCCUAGUCAGUGAAAUACGUGCGUUAAUUCCCGAUGUAACACUAUCCAGCGAUUUUAUUUGUGGUUUUUGUGGAGAAACUAACGAAGAUUUCGCAGAAACAAUUUCGUUAAUUCGACUUGUAAAAUAUCAUAACGCAUUUCUGUUCGCCUACAGCAUGCGAGAGAAAACAACUGCAUAUCGGCGUUAUAAAGAUGAUGUGCCAGAAGACGUAAAAAAACGUAGGGUUGGUGAAAUGAUUCAAGCGUUUCGAGCCGGAGCGGGCGAAUUAAAUGCACAAUACGUUGGGCUAGAACAGCUCGUUUUGAUUGAAGGAUACAGUAGACGGUCGAAAAACGAUCUAUGCGGUAGGAAUGAUGGCAAUGUAAAGGUAGUAAUUCCGGCAGGCGAUGUUCCUUAUGACGAUCUGCAUGGUCCGAGUCGGAAGACGAUUGUGAGCGGUGAUUACGUUGUAGUAAGAAUAACAGAAUCAAGUUCACAGAUUCUGAAGGGAAUUCCUCUCUAUCACACCAGCAUUAGCCAACAUGCCCAAAGACUAGCUGCAGAUGGCUGUGCACAGCAAGAGCUUCAGUUGUGAACAGACUUAACAGUUCUGUAAAUAAAGCAAAUUGUAAC